UGCUGUUUGACGAGGCGCCUCUGUUCUUCCGCAUCACACUUUUUUUUUAUUCUCAGCUGAAUUUAAGUUUGUGUAGUUUAAAUGGCGCGCAGAAGAGCAGCUGGCCAUGAAACUGUUGGAAAUGUUCAGUCUGAGAGAAAGAAGGCAGCAGAAGAGUGUCUUUCUGUGAAACAGCAGCAGGAGAAGAGGAGCUGCUGGACGACGGUGUUAUUUUUAGGGAAAAUUCUCCUCCUUGUCAUUUUCAUCCCACCUUUCCUUAAUUACGCCUCGCUUCAGAGAGAAGAGCAAGAGCUCAGACCAAGAGAUGCACAGUUGAUAGAUAUAGGCUUGGGCCAGAAGAUCAACCUCAUCUGCAAAGGCCGAGGACAUCCAGUUGUGCUGCUUGACGCUCCAACCGGAAUGUCGUCUGAUAUUUGGCAUGAUGUGCAAGAGAGCGUUUCCCAAACCACAAAGGUUUGUGCCUAUGACAGAGUGGGCCUGGGCUUUAGCAGGAGAGCGCUGCAGAACGACACGACAGGCAUGGAGAAAGUGUGGAGGUUAUCAACUACUGGAAGGAUGGUGGACGACCUCCACCGGUUGGUCAAGGCUGCUGAGAUAGCCACGCCCUUCAUUCUGGUCGGCUCCGAACUGGGUGCGCUGAACGGCAGGUUUUAUACUCACAUCUAUGACGCGCAAGUGUCGGACUUGGUGCUGAUCAAUCCCAUUCCAGAGGACGUCUUUGAAGAGGAGAUGUGGCAGCAGUACUGGUACACACACCUGGUGCCCUCAUUACAGAUGAUUCAGCUCUCCGCAGCCACUGGUGUGAGUCGUCUUCUCCUCAUCCUGCGGCUGAUGGAGCCGAGUUUCAGUGGAGAGAGUGUCUCAGGAGAUCUGCUUCAACGUCAGAAAUACCUCUUGAGUAACCCGGCUCACCAGAGCAGCGCCGUGGACGAGCACUACUUCCUGAACGAGAGCGUGUCUCAAGUCAGAGAGAUCUCCAAGUUCAAGCUGCUAUCUAGCAGAAUAUCAUUGAGCGUUAUUGUUGGGGACUCAUUUGAUCAACAGCUCCCUGCUCACCUCAACCAAGUUUUUGCUGAUGUGCAGAGGAAGUGUUUAAAGCGAGUUUACCCUCAGGCCAAGCUCAUUCACAUUCAUGGGGCGGACCGUCACAUGAUCUCUAAAAAGGCAUCAUCGCAUCCCUCCCAAAAUCCUCUCCCACCCCUUUUGUUAAGUAACAUCAAUAAAAUUACUUUCAUACAAUUGUUGUUCUUCAGGAGUUAGAAAUAUCUGCCAUGUUCCCAUUCUCCUAAUACUGUUUUCAGUAAUGUUCUUUUUUUUUUAACAAAGUAUUGCAUUGAGAGCAAAUUUUUAAAAAGGGAGCUCAAAAUGGAUCGCAAACUGAAAUACGAGUACUAUACAAGAACGCUGCCAUCGUGAUGAAAACACCAACUUCUGAGUAAAAAAACAGAAAAAACCCAAAUAAAAUUAAACAAAGGUGGGGGGGGGGGGGAGACAAAGACCAACAGCUACAUACAAAUGCAAAGCUGGAUGUACGGUACUGUAUAUGCCAAAACAUGAGAUGCAGAGUUGUGCCUGGUUUUCCCUUCAAACCGUGUUUAAGGCUGAGAAGUCAAGAGUACUGCAAAUGACAUUUAGGCAUAUACCAAAAAAAAAAAAAAAAAAAAGACUUACAGCAAAUAAGAAUGCACAAGUGCUUCAGUAGCUAUUUUUGUGUCUAAAAUGCAUUUCCGUUUUGUAUUGUCUAUCGUCUUGUUGCUGAACCUACAAUACAGUGUAAACGAUGAUUGCUACACAAGAAUGACUAUACAAUAACAUUACAAACAACUCUGAUAUAAAUUUCCUUUUUGUGUUUUAAAUUAAGGUCACUACUCCUAUUAAUACUGAUUGUAAAAUAAAUAAAGGUGAAAGUGGCACCAAUAUUACACAUGGAAUCUUUUUGUUGACAAAAGUUUUGCAUCAAAGUCUCGAGGGAAAAAAAUGAAAGAUGAAGCUCUUGAUUGUCCACAAGCAGCAUAUAAAACUGCAUGAUGCACUAUUCCAGACACGACAGUGUAGCGAAAAAGAUAGAAGGAGGAGGAGGAGGAGGAGGAAGGAGAGAUGAAAGGAGGGAGAGUAAGAUUUCAUUUCACGUGCUCGGCAGCAUGUGACGAACAAUAGAACUUCUUGUGAGUGAUAAAGUUUGAUAAGUUAUUGAACUGGAUGUCACACAGGCGGCAGUACUUGCCGCUUCCGGCUGGCUGAGCCGAACCAUUUAUGCCUUUGGCCACAACAGGCGGCGCAUCCUCAUCUGGCGAUUUAGAUGUGGGGGAUGUGCUGCCGUUAGGAUCUGGGGGGUUCUCGGCGACCCAUGUGGGAGAAGUUUGCCCGUCUGUUGGCGAUGCGUUGUUGGGCUGGUUCUCUUGUUGGGUGGGUACCGAUGAUUGGCUGUCUUCCACUUUGUGCCCGCCGUUGACGAUGACCAUUCCCCUGUUUUUCGGGAGCAGGGGCAGUGGGUCUUUGCCAGGUUGAGGGCAGCCAUUGGCUGCUGGUUGCUCUUUGCCUUCUUCAGUUGCUCCGUUAGUACCCGGCUCCUGGUCACAGGGUUCACCCUGUUUCACCAUGCCUCCUGCCAGGAAAUCACUAGGCUUUAUCCCAAAGUAUGGUGAUAUUGGCUCAGUUGUUUUAAUCUUUUUUAUUGCUCCAGGGUAAAGGCUGUGUGGUAAAAACACUUCUUUGGAGGGCAGGAGCUGGGGCUCAUUGAAAGUCUUUAGCUCUGGCACAGGUCCAAGGUGUGGAGGAAACAGACUGCCGUUCUGCACCGUCACCUUGGCGCCACCAUUUUUCUCAGAUUUCACAGGACUCUUGUCAAACAUGUCAUCAGGAUUAGUGCCUUCAAUCUUCAUGCCUGGAAAGACAGGCUGGUCCAUGGCACCGGCCUCACUGUGCUGAGCAGCUGUAACUGGGCAAAAGUUCUGUUUAUGAGCUAAGUAGUUCUCCACCUUGUUAAAACUUAUCUUGCAAACGGUGCAUUCAUGAUAGUCUAAGAGUCUUUUGGGUGAGUUACAUGUCUUGUCUGGGACAAGCGAGCACUUUUUGCUGAGAUCGAUCGGCGCAUCCAGUUCUUGCGUGUCAGUAAUGGCAUUGCUUUUGGGUGCUAGGAUGGAUUUUGUGACUGUAAGAGAAGCCUCAAGGUGUUUCGGGACCAUCCCUGGAAAAACGUCGCAACGUGGAUGGAAGCGGUCAGCCAGGCCUUCUACAGUUUCUUGGGAUGUACAAGGAUUUCCCAGAGUGGGAACACCCAGAAAUCCAGGCUGUGGUCCUAUUGGCUGUCUCUGUUCCUGGUCUGGCAGGCACAUUUCGUACAUCUUCCUGCGUUUGCGUGUCCUCAUGGUUCUCUGCAUGGCAGGUACCUUGUUAGCAGACAUGCGCUUCAUGGGGGGGUCAUGGCGCGUGGCACAGUAAUACUGUUUGUGGACCAUGUACGUUUCAUGACGACUGAAGGUGAUGUUGCAGGCCUCACAGGUGGUUUUGUUUGGAUCAUUCUCACCUUCCCCUAAGGACGUGUUUGGACUUUUGACUUCAGCCUGCUUACCAUUGAGUCUGUCUUCAGCACCUGUCGGUGUGGUGACCUUUUUCACCUGUCCACUGAGGUCUUUAUCAGGCACUUUACCACUGGCAUUAAUAAUGUCCAAAACGGAGGAAUUCAAGCAUGCUGACGGCAUUAGAUGAUCGGUCUCUGGUGGGUGGCAUCCAGCAAGCAACCCUACUGAACUGUGACCACUGUUUGGACUCACAGAGUCUGUCACCUUGUCUGAAACAGUGGAGAAAUCCGGAGAUUUUGCCAUGUGCUGCCAGCGACUAUUGCAGUAGUGCUUUUUGUGGACAAGGUAGUUGUCCAGAUUAUUGAAAGUUAUGUUACACUCAAAGCAGGUUGCCCCUUUUGGCAUCAGAGGACUAUAGAUGACUGGCGGGUAACUGUUCCCUCCAUGGCGUAGUCUGCGAUGCACAAGUUCUGACAUUUUGGCUAAAAUCUCAGAUGCUUGGGGUACUACUGAAAUGUCUUGAGAGAAUGCAAACUGAGACAGGAACGGGCCCAUAGGAAAUGUGGGUCCCAUGUUGUGUUGAACUGGUGAGGAGGCCAGUCUGGGACUGGAAGGCUCCGACUUGAUCCUGGUGUAAGAGAAACUGGCCUUGGCACCCGGGUGACCGUCUCCUUUCUGAAGUCCAAGCACAAGCUUUUUCUCGGUUCUCUCCAGCUCUCCAUCGGGGGCACUGUCCUUGUUGACCACAGUUUUGGGGCUCUGCAUGACUACGUCCUUCCUGGCAGCUAGCUCUGUUCGGGUCUGCAGACUUUCCUCUGUCCCCCGUGGUGAUUGCUCGUUGUCGCUCUCCCUGUGGAUCUUGCCGGAGUGGCCGUGUAAGUCCUGAUGCUGCAAGAGUUCCCUGUGGUUCUGGAAGCUGAUAUGGCAGUGAUUGCAUCUGAAGGCCGCCUGUGAUAGGUGAGUGAGGAUAUGGUGCUGGAAUGUAAUGAGAGAAUCCGCUGUGUAGUUGCAGAUUGUGCAUUUCAAGCUGGUACCAGGGGGGAGUGUCUCUUCCAUUUUGACACCUGAGGAAGAUAAAAAAAAAAAAAAGGGAGAUAUCAGAUUUGGUGCUCGCAUGUUACGGUAGUCAACAUACUAUCUUGCAUGUUAGACAGGAUGGAAACUCCGUUAGCUGAUGGCUUAACUGAGUUACGGCCCUGGUCACACUGUUGGUCUCACUCCAAAAAAAAUGUCAUGUCUAAGCUCCUGUUAGAUAUUUAUCACCAAAAGCACAGCAUGGCCUAAAAAUGUUCAUAUAGGCCUAGCUUGUGGAGCAUAACCAUUUCUUUUCUGAUCUAUUUCCAGAUGACCACAGGCACCCAAGGCCUCCCAUCUGGCCAUAUGCCGUGUUGCAUCCAGAUAUUGGACCAGAUAGGAACUAUUCAUGUUUUUU
Neoarius graeffei (lesser salmon catfish) is the source of this 4953-nucleotide messenger RNA. RefSeq lists its product as uncharacterized. The record is from RefSeq and is a predicted model, not a curated record. The transcript is spliced from 12 exons. Bases 82 to 1260 code for a protein of 392 amino acids. NCBI's taxonomy places the organism in Eukaryota, Metazoa, Chordata, Actinopteri, Siluriformes, Ariidae.